Danio aesculapii is the source of this 961-nucleotide messenger RNA. RefSeq names its product synapse differentiation-inducing gene protein 1-like. The transcript has 2 exons. The record is from RefSeq and is a predicted model, not a curated record. Gene Ontology annotation, cellular component: membrane. NCBI's taxonomy places the organism in Eukaryota, Metazoa, Chordata, Actinopteri, Cypriniformes, Danionidae. The coding region runs from base 105 to 593 and encodes 162 amino acids.
ACAGCAAAGUGACAAAGUCCGUGACUGACUGACACAGACUCCUCCAUCAGUGCGUGUCUGCCAUUUCUCUAAAACCCACAGAAAACAAGUUUACCAGCACAACCAUGGAUCCUCAAGAAAACUGGAACACAUCAGAAAAAGCCAAACUGCUUCAGCCUGGACCUCCACCGUACCCGGAUCAUUCAACAUACCCUCCUCCGGGCAGCUUUCAGAGCACUUCUGGGUAUCCAGCCCAGCAGUUUGGAGCUCCAGGACCAUAUCAAGGACCAUAUCCAGGCCAUCAGGCGGUCACUGUACAGCCUGCGAUUUAUGUGACGACCACUCCACUGGCUUAUCCUCUGCCAGAUUACCUGGGCUACUCCAUUUUCACCAUGCUGUGCUGCUGCUUUCCUCUGGGUAUUGCUGCUCUGAUUUACUCCAUCAAUACUCGCAACGCCAACAUGUCUGGACAACAGCAAUUAGCAGAGAGCAACUCCAAAAUGGCGCGCACUCUUAACCACACGGCUCUUGGCAUCGGCUUGGCCUUGCUUGUGUUUUAUAUUAUCUACGUCGCUGUGGUGGUUACCAACACCCAGCAUUCAACAGAUCCAUAAUUGUCAAAGAAAGCAUGGCUGGACAACAGGAAUUUGAAGAAAAAAUACAUCAUGUAAUGCCACAGGAAAUUUUUUAUAAUCACAUUUUGAUGUUUCUUUAGACCUUGAACUAUUGUGCAACUUCCUCUGUAGGAAAUGAUUAUAGCUGAUCUGUCUUACUCAUCGUUGAAAGAUUAAGUAACUAACACAUGAUUUAAAAGUUGAUUAUCUAAUGUUUCAAGAAAUGCAAACUCUUUACUCUAAUAGUUGAUUAUACAAUGUUUCAAAAACUGUGACUUUCAUAGAAAAGGUAUUGUUGGUUGCUUUUCUUUUCCUGUCUAUUGAUUCAUUUUAUAUUUAAUUAAAAUGUUUUAGAAAAACUCAAAUAA